Molecule: messenger RNA, 1695 nt
Organism: Myotis myotis
Lineage: Eukaryota; Metazoa; Chordata; Mammalia; Chiroptera; Vespertilionidae
Gene: RRS1
Product: ribosome biogenesis regulator 1 homolog
Exons: 1
Coding region: 132-1232 (366 amino acids)
Biological process (GO): endonucleolytic cleavage in ITS1 to separate SSU-rRNA from 5.8S rRNA and LSU-rRNA from tricistronic rRNA transcript (SSU-rRNA, 5.8S rRNA, LSU-rRNA); ribosomal large subunit export from nucleus; ribosomal large subunit biogenesis
Cellular component (GO): preribosome, large subunit precursor; nucleolus; nucleus
Molecular function (GO): protein binding
Source: RefSeq, a predicted model, not a curated record
GAAGUGAAGCUUUCUCUUCCGGGGCGAGCGUCUGGAUUCUCGCACGUGGUUGUGUUGCCCCGGCUCGAGCCGGCGCUGGCGGAGAAGUAGUUUGAGUUGUUUUACUGGAGCUGGUGAGCGGAGCCGGGACCAUGGAGGGCCAGAGCGUGGAGGAGCUGCUGGCUAAGGCGGAGCGGGACGAAGCCGACAAGUUGCAGCGCAUCACGGUGCACAAGGAACUGGAGCUGGAGUUCGACCUGGGUAACCUGCUGGCCUCGGACCGGAAUCCUCCCACGGGCCUGCGGCGCGGGGAACCACCCCCGGAGGCCGAACUGCGGGCCUUGGCGCGGGACAACACGCAGCUGCUCAUCAACCAGCUGUGGCAGUUGCCCACGGAGCGCGUAGAGGAGGCGCUGGUGGCGCGGUUGCCGGAGCCCACCACUCGCCUGCCGCGCGAGAAGCCAGUGCCCCGGCCGCGGCCGCUUACCCGCUGGCAGCAGUUCGCGCGCCUCAAGGGCAUCCGUCCCAAAAAGAAGACCAAUCUGGUGUGGGACGAGGUCAGCGGCCAGUGGCGACGCCGCUGGGGCUACCAGCGCGCCCGCGACGACACCAAGGAGUGGCUGAUCGAGGUGCCCGGGAGUGCCGACCCCUUGGAGGACCAGUUCGCCAAGCGGAUUCAGGCCAAGAAGGAACGGGUGGCCAAGAACGAGCUGAACCGGCUGCGUAACUUAGCCCGCGCGCACAAGUCGCGGCUCCCCAGCUCGGCCGGGAUGCACCCGACGGGACACCAGAGUAAGCAGGAGCUGGGCCGCGCCCUGCAAGUGGCCAGGGUCUCCACCGCUUCCGUGGGGCGCUUUCAGGAGCGCCUGCCCAAGGAGAAGGCCCCCCGGGGCUCCGGCAAGAAAAGGAAGUUUCAGCCUCUUUUCGGGGACUUUGCCGCGGAGAAAAAGAGCCAGUUGGAGAUGCUGCGACUCAUGAACAGCAAAAAGCCUCAGCUGGACGUGACCAGGGCCGCCAAUAAGCAGAUGAGGGAGGAAGACCAGGAGGAGGCGGCCAAGAGGAGAAAAAUGAGCCAAAAGGGCAAGAGAAAGGGGGGCCGGCAGGGUCCUGGGGGCAGGAGGAAAGGGGGGCCCCCGCCCAGCCAGGGAGGUAAGAGGAAAGGAGGCUUGGGAGGCAAGAUGAAUUCCGGGCCGCCCGGCUGGGGUGGCAAGAGGAAAGGAGGGCAACACCAAGGAGGAAAGAAGAGGAAGUAAAGUUGACCCUCUGACCCGAGUACCUGUAAACCAAGAACUCCUCUACAUGUUAAGGGGUAGUCCUGCAGGGGGUGCAGAAGAAGGUGGCCACCGCCUUCAUUGAGGUUGAAGGGAUAGGAUUGCCCUCCCCUCAAAAUACUAUGAAAAUGUUGGACUUUACAAAGUAAUGUUUUUCCAAUAACCAUGUCUUUGGCUGGAGAUGUAAAGGAUGUAUUUUUUUUUUUAUUAUUAUUAACUUUGGAUGUGGUAUGAGGGACAGUUCAUAUUUCAGAGACAAAUAGUAUGCCUUAAGCUUUAUUUUUGUAACAAGCUUGUGUAUUGAUCAAAGUAGCUGGGAGCACACAGAAAAAUUUCAGAACUGACCUUAAAAGUAAUUGUUGUGAAGUUAUUUAAUAAAAGUGUGUCUGUAUUUAAUGUUGCUUUUCACUGUUUGGCUAUCGUUAAAUAAAGCCAGUGACCUGGA